ACUGAAUGCGGUGCGCACGAAACAAAUGCGCAAGCGACGCGUUAAAGUAUAGGUUGGCGCUUCUAGCAGGCUGUGUGCCCAGUGACCGUUUUACAGUAAUAUGGCAUCGUCAAUUGAGCUUAAAUUUAUUUCAGCACCCAGCGAUGGAGUAGGUCCGGCGUUGCUGUUGACCAUCCCUCGCGGAAGAACCGCCACGCCCGCCCAAUACCUCAUAAAUGCGCCGGAGGGCUUCGCGCGGCUGGUGCUGGAGCACCGCUGCCGGCCGGGACCGGGGCUGCGCGCGCUGCUGCUGACCAGCCUGGCCCCGGGCGCCCAGGGCGGGCUGGCAGGGCUGCUGCUGCGGCUGCGGCAGGACGGACAUGCGGCGCUGCGGGUGGUGGGGCCGGCAGGCCUGCACGACGUGGUGUCGGGCCUGGCGUCCUUCGUGCGCUGCACUCACCCCGCGCUCACGCUCAGCCCGCUGACGGCGGCGCAGCAGGGGCCGGUGUACGAGGACGAGUGCAUCGAGGUGCGGCCUCUGUGGAGCAGCUUCCUGCUGUGGCAGGUGCCAGCCUGGCUCAGCGGCGGAGGCGGCCAGGGCGGCCAGGGCGAGGGCGCGGCAGGACAGGGGGGCCGCACCGGGACAAAGCCGGCGGCAGCUGCUGGGUCUCCCGAGGCCUCUGGGGCUUCAGAUUCGACGGAGGACACGUCAGCCUCGAGCCACACCACGUCCUCCACAGCUGCAGAAGACGAACAGCAAAAAGAGCAGGUGCAGCAGGCACAUGACAGCGAGGACGCGGCGAAGCAGCUACUGGCGAAGGCGGCGUCAUUGCUCGGGCGUGCGGGGACCACUGGCGGGCGAUUAGUGGGUGGCGGCCGUGGCGACGCUGCGGGCCAGCAGCCAGCGACAGUUACGGCAGCACCAGGGGCAGCAGAUGAGGAGCAGGGCGAGGGAGUACGGCCCGCGAAGCGGCGGAGGGCCCCCAGCAGCCUUGCAGACUCACGGGGACCAGCGACUGCCACGGGUGCCGCUGCCUUGGGGUCGGCUGCUGCUGCUGCUGCCGCUGUUGGUGGUCGCGGUGGCGCCGACGCAGCUGCGGGUGGCGGCGAGGCGCUGACGGCCCCGCGCGGCUCCAUCCUCCGCACCCGAGCUGCCGCGGCGGCGGCGCUGUCAGCGGCAGCAGCACAGCCUUCGGGGCGGGCGAGGGCUGCUACGGCCGCCAAGCCGGGAGCUGAGGCACCAGUCACUGUAGCCCCACUAGCAGCCGCCGCAGCAGCAGCUGUAGCAGCAGCAGACUCGUCAGACUCGACAGGCGGUGCGCCGGUUGGUGGCGGCGCAGGAGGGGCCUGGACCACCUCAGCGGCGUCGUCGCAGUCGUCGGGCGAGGAUGACGGUGACGUAGACGCUGGCAGCAGCGGCAGCGCCGGCGGCCGCGGCGCCGGCGUUGACGCAGGGGCAAGAGGCGGCGGUGUGACCUAUCGCGGUAUGAACUUCACGCUGGCACCAGGCGGUGUCGUGGGAGCUGGAGUGGCAGCGGCAGCAGCCAGCGGUGCGCACAGCGGUGGCGGUGGUGGCGGCGGCGGUAACGGAGGCGGAAAGGGCGGCGCCGGCGCCGACACGGGGACCAGUGGCGGCGGCGGCGGCGGUGUGUAUGUGCCGCCAGGGUGCAUCGCGCCGGUGCAGGUGUUGCAGAGUGCCACAGGCCUGGGCCGCAAGCUCAAGUUCGCAGACAGCUCCGAAGACGAGGGCGGAGACAUGGACGGCGGCGGAGCAGCGGGCGGUGGCACCGCAGGCGGCACUGCAAACGGAACGACUCCCAACGUACGAAUGGCCAUCAAUUGUAUUAAGGACAGCAGUAGUAGCAGUAGCAGCAGUGAAGAAGAUACGAGCAGCAGCAGCAGUGGCAGCGAGGAUGCGGCAGGUGGCGCCGCAGCGCGGCUGGGCAAGCGGGCGCGUGGCGGCGGCGGCGGCGCUGCUGCUCCUGCUGCCGCCGCCCUCUCCAGGCCGCCAGCCGGCAGCAAGGAGGACCUGUUCUCACAGCUGGACCACCUUUUCAUGUCGCGGGCGGGAUUUGCUCCCGGUGGCCGCGGCGCCGCCGCAGCUGCCGCGGCAGCGAUGCUUGGCCCGGCAGGUGGCCGAGGGGGCCGCGGCCGCUCCGGCAGGGCGGGGCGCGGCGGCAGAGCUGCUGAAGGCGCUGCCAAGCUGCAGGCAGCGGCGGCAACAGUCGCAGCGGCGGCGGCGGCGGCGCCGGCGCAAGCCGACGCUGGGUUCCACAAGAAGCUAGGGGCCAGCGCCCAUGCGGUGCCCAUGGACGCUUCGUUCCGGGCGCAGGUGCUGGCACAGCUGACGCAGGCAGCCCCGGCGCCGGCGGCAGCAGCAAGAGCAGUGCUAGGUGGGGGCCCAGGCGCGAAGGCGUCGGCUGCGGCCGCAUCGCCGGCUGCACCGCCCGCCGCGUCCCAGCCGGGCCUCCCGACUUCCAUCCUCGCCGCCGCCCCGCGGGGCCGCGCCGCGCGUGACGUGGCGACGGCGGCCGCCAACGCCAGCGGCCGGGCGGCCGCGGCACAGGGCCAAGGUUCCCCUGGGCACGGCGCUUCGGCACCUGGCUCCCGGCACGGCGCACCGCUGACGCAGGCACCCCUGGGGUACCUCAUCUACCUCAAGCCCACGCGCCAGGCCCUGUUGCUGGCCAGCCCUCAGGCAGCGGCGGACGCAGACGCGCUGGCGGCGCACCCGGCCACCGCGCUUCUGGCGGCGGCGCCGCCAGGGCUGCUGAUGGCGGUCGUGCACCUGACGGCGCCGCCGCUAGCGCGCCGCCAGCAGUACAAGUCGCUGGUACGGCAGUUGUCCGGUCCGCACGUGUGGGUGAACGGUUAUGGCCACGCGGCAGGCGGUGGCGAUGGGGGCGAUGCCGCCCGACCCCGCGCAAAGGCAGCAGCUGGUGAUGGCGGUGGAGGUGCCGGCGCUGGUGCGCCGGAAGCUGCCGCCGUGGCAGACAAGAAGGAGGCGGCAGGGCAGUCCGCAGUGCCAGUUGCUAGCGCCAAAGCAAGCGGCGUUGGCAGCAAGGCCGGAGGCGGGCCCACGCUGGGUCUGGGCCACUUGGGUUCGUGCCGCGUGUCCAUGCGGCUCAACGCCAUCGCUCCGGCGCUGUUCCCGCUGCCCUUCGUGCUGCGGAGGCAAGGCGCCGGGAGCAGCGGCGCCGCGGCGCCAGCUGUUGCGGCGUCCUCCAAACCCCAAGGGAGAGCGGGCGCGGGUGGCGAUGGCACAGUGGAGUUGCAAGCGGGUGCGGUGGUGGCGAAUGGUCGCACUGCUGGUACUGACGCUGGCGCUGGUGCUGUUGCUGGUGAUCUCACUGAAUCGGGCGCCUCAGCGACAGUGCUUUUUGAAAUUGCAUCUGCCAUCGCGGGCACGAGUACGUCCGUGCUGGUUCCUGCCGCCGCUGACGCCACCGCUGGGGCCACGGCCGAAGCCGCCCACAGCACGGCCGCAGCUGUAGCACCAGCGGCCGCGCGUCCCGCCAAGCCAGCGCCGUCGGCUGCGUCGCGCAAGCUGCCGCGGCACCUCCACGCCUCCCUGCUCUCCACCCUCACCGCUUCCGUCACCACCAGCCCCGCUGCCCCUGCAAACGGGCUGGCGGCCGGCGGCACUGGUGCCGGCACCCGCAAUGGCGACCGAGCCCAAACCAAGUUAGAGACCGGGCGCAAGGCCGCGGCUGGCGGCUGCGAUGCCGGGCCGCGGCCUCGAGUGGUACUGUCCUGGGCCCAUGGCGCUGUGGGCGCGGCGGCAGAUACGGGCGGCGAUGUGGCGGCUGGCGCCUGGGGUGGCGGCGCCGCGGCAUCCUCAGCGGUGGGGUCAGCUGCGCCGCUGCCGUGUGCGGCGGCACUGCAGGCCGCCAUGCUGGAAGAGCGGCGCGGCAGUGGGCUGCAGGGAAUGCUUACGGCCCUGCAUGCCGGCUUUCCACGGCUGGCAAGCGCCGCCGAGGUCAGACGGCUGCUGGCGCCGCCGCCCCUGCAGCUGCUGACCCAUCGCUCCAGGCAGCAGCACCACCACCACUCGCAGCAGCACCAGCAGCAACAUCACCAGGAGCACCACCAGCAGCUCGAGCAGUCGAUCCACCAACCAGGACAGCUGCAGCCACCGUCACCGUGGCAGCACCAGCACCAGCACCACCACGCCACGCAUCCACAGCCGCCGCAAUCGCCGUAUGGCCACCCCAACGGCCACACAGCGCCAUACCCUCAAUACGGCAGCUGGCAACACCAACCCCCCAACCAACCGUACCAACCGCCCUACCACCAACCGCACGGCGACUACAACGGCGGCGGCGGCACCAGCAACGGCUGGCCCCACUACAGCGCGGAGGCGGAGCUGGCGGCGGCGGCGGCGGCGUACGGCCCCUUGGAGGCUGCGGGCGCCGUGAUGCGGCCGGAAUGGAGCUACGGCCGUCCGCCGCCGCUCCCGCUACUGCUGCAGCCACAGGCACACGGCACUCCGCCGCAGCAGGCGCAGCAGGGGUGGCAGCAGGCACCACCUCCCUACGGCCACCCAGGUGCCCACCACGACCCGGCUGGGGCCGCGGCUGGUCUCAUGGGCCAUUUCGCCGGGUGGCCGCAGCCGCAGCCGCCGGUAGCUUUGUAUCCAGGACUGCCGCCGCAGGGUUUCGGGGCUGCAGACCCAGUGGCCUCCGCCACCUCGCUAGCAGUUCCGAACCGGCAAGUAGCGGCGGGGCUGCGCGAGGCUCUGCGGCGCAAGGCCGCUUCCGCCGCCGCUGCCGUGCCAGUUGCGGGAACAGAGACUGCCGUGCCAGUUCCGGUCGCUCCUCGGCAGUCGCAGCAGCCACCAAUGGACCGAGCGCAGGACUCGGAGCACGGGGCCGCUGGCACUGACACGCUCGACAGCAAUCGACACGUGGCGCUGCGUGUACGUCAGCGCCUCAAGUUAGGCGGCCCCGUGACGGAGCCCGUACCCGCGCAACCCGUGGCGGGCGGCAGCACGGCGCUGGUGGCGAGGGCGGCACUGGGUUCUGAAGCGGCCCUGGAAGAAGGGGCAGUGAAAGCCGAGCCCUCGGUGCCAGUACACCCAGGAUCUUCAGAUACCCCCGCCGCUGACGCAACCGCUGCCGGUGAAUGGGACGCUGGCCAUGUCCGCCGUGCAGCAGCCGCGAGCGCCAGCAACAGAGGGGCAGCGGAGCGGCUUCGCUCUGCGAUACGCAAAGGAGCGCCUGUGCCUGCAGCAGCAGUGCCUGCAGCGCCCCUUCCAGCCCCGUCCGCAGGCUCCAUUCCCGCGCCAAGCGCAAAGGAGCAAACUAUCACGGCAGUACCAGGGGCUGAGGAUGCUCCGGUGGAGGUGGUGGCGGUCGUCGUCAGCGAAGCGCUAGUGGAGGCAGAGCCUGAGGGGCUGUCGUCUGAGGAGGCGGCUGCGGCCCUGGCGGCAUACAAGGGCCAGCUAUCCGGCCGCGCCGCCGCCGGCCCCGCGGGACCAGUCGCCGCCGCAGCGCCUGGCGCCGACGGCGUGGCUGCAACGGCAGCAGCACAGCCCACGCCCAGGCCGCAGCCCGAGGCCCUGGCCUCUGUGGAUGACAUAGGCGUGCCCCCUUGCCUGCGCCCCGCUACUGCCGAGGCGGCUGCCGGUGCUGCUGGUGCUACAGCCGGCUCCACGGCCCCGGUCGGGGACGUCAGUGUGCUGUUCCUGGGCACUGGCAGCGCCGAGCCAUCGAAGUACCGUGGCGCCAGCGCGGUGCUACUGCGGGGGCUGAGACGCGGCGGCAGUAGCGCCCGCGAGGCGGCGGACUGCGCGGAGGGAGGCGGGCCCGGCGGUGGCGGCGCGGGGGCCGCAGGCGGCGGCUGCGGCGGUUCGGGAGCGGCGAUGCUCAUUGACGCUGGAGAGGGCACUUACGGGGCGCUGGUGCGGUGGCUGGGGCCGAAAGGAGCGGCGGCGCAGGUGGCGGCGCUGGCCCUGGUGUGGCUGUCGCACAAGCACCCUGACCACAUCCUGGGUCUGCCCGCGCUGCUGGAGGCGCGCCCCGCCGACGCGCCGCCGCUGCUGGUGGUGGGGCCACAGGAGGUGGCCGAGUGGCUGACCCAGAUCGCCCACCUGCACCCACACUGGCGCUUCACAUUCGUGCACUGUGCACACUUUGCCGGCUCGAGCCCGCCACCUGGCGCGCAGGGAGACCUGUCGGCAUGGCAAACGCAUGCCCCCGCUCCUCCAUCGCACCCGGCCUGGCAUCCACAGCAGCCACAGCAGCCGCAGCAGCCGCAGCCAGGCCCUGAUGCGCUUUUUGCGGCGCCACAGGGUCUCAUCCAGGCACGCCGCGGCGGGCGCGGAGCGCGCGGCGCCACCGGCCGUGGCGGCCGCGGCAGCGGCCGAGACCUGGACUCUGGUUGGGAUGCCGCCGCCGCCGCCGCUGCCGCCGCCUGGCCGCCGCCGCCUCGUGGUGGUGCGGACCCUUCAUGGGAGGUGGCGCAGGGCCGCGCGGCUGCGGCGGCGGUGUGCGGGUCGCUGGGGCUGGUGCGGUGGCAGAGUGUGGCUGUGCACCACUGCCGGGACGCGUGGGGGCUGGUGGUGGAGCAUGCCGAUGGCUGGAAGCUGGUGUACUCGGGUGACACCCGGCCCUGCCCGGCGCUGGUGGCUGCGGGCCGCGGUGCCACGCUGCUCAUCCACGAAGCCACCUUCGAGCCGUGCUUGGAGCAGCAGGCGCGCGGCAAGCGGCACUCCACCUCGGCCGAGGCGGCGGCGGUGGCGGCGGCCAUGCGCGCCUACAGGACCGUGCUCACGCACUUCAGUCAGCGCUACCCGCGCGUGCCCGGCGGCAUUGACGCGUGGGCUCUGCCGCUUCGCUGCCGGCCGGCAAUCGCCUUCGACGGCAUGCUACUGCCGCUGGCGGCGCUGCCCGCCCUGCCGCACGUCAUGCCGCCGCUGGCGCUCGCGCUGGGGGAGCCGCCGCAGCAGCCCACGGCCGCUGUUGCUGGGUUGGCGUUGGAAGAGGAGAAUGUGACCGAGGGGGGGCAGGACGAGCAAGAGGUCGUGCUUGAUUAGGUGUAGCACUUAGGGCGCUAGGUGUGCUGGGGCCGUGAGCGCGUUUGCCAACGCUGUGUGGGGCAAGGCGGGCGGGUUGGUAUCCCGCUUUACUCGCAGUGUGGCUCCGGUUUGGUGGCGUAGGUGGGGGCACUGGGGCCGCAUGAACUACAAGAGAUGGUAGGCUGCCGGCGUUGGUGCUGGGCUCAAGCAGUCAAGCGUGGGUUGGUGAAUCAUGAUUCUGUUGGCGGGUUGAGCUUUCACAUGGAACGCAAAUCUGUUUGCCCGCCAUGCCCGACUGAGCACCGCCCCUGUGGCCGGGUUUCCUUGAUUUCUUUUGCGCUCCUCACGCCAGUUCCAGUAUAGCCACGCCCCGGCACAUUAACGCUUUAUGGCCGGCCACGUAGCCACGAAACUGCGCCCAACCCUUGAGGCGCACAGGCGGCCAUUUCCGGCAGAGGAUGUAGAUGGUUUCGGGACUCAGGUAUGUGACAAGCGCUCACAUGCGCCCCUGGGUAAGGUUGAAUUCUACAGGCGUGUUUGCAUAUAUUCAAUGUCCCAAUUUCACAGGGAAAGCUUGCAAGUAGCACGGCAUUGUGAGGAUGGUGUGUGCUACACUGCGCGAAGCCUACCUCCAGCAGCUUCACAAGCAAGUAGACAGCAUCAAGCAAUAUGGUGUAGAGUGUUUGCAAGGGAAACACAGCAUUUUCACCGGAGCGUACGGCCAACCAGUA
Molecule: messenger RNA, 7728 nt
Organism: Chlamydomonas reinhardtii
Lineage: Eukaryota; Viridiplantae; Chlorophyta; Chlorophyceae; Chlamydomonadales; Chlamydomonadaceae
Exons: 10
Coding region: 101-7015 (2304 amino acids)
Biological process (GO): mitochondrial tRNA 3'-end processing
Cellular component (GO): mitochondrion
Molecular function (GO): 3'-tRNA processing endoribonuclease activity
Source: RefSeq, a predicted model, not a curated record